Messenger RNA from Talpa occidentalis (Iberian mole), 414 nucleotides. RefSeq names its product keratin-associated protein 6-3-like. The transcript has a single exon. Bases 1 to 414 code for a protein of 137 amino acids. The record is from RefSeq and is a predicted model, not a curated record. Lineage: Eukaryota; Metazoa; Chordata; Mammalia; Eulipotyphla; Talpidae.
AUGGCAUUGACCACACCCAUUGGAUGGGCAGUGGUCACACCCACUGAGAGGGUGUAUAAAAAGCCCUCUUCAGAGGCACCAUCCAUACUGAAGUCACCUAUUCUUCUUCUCUACCCAACGACAACCUCAACCACCAACACCAUGUGUGGCAGCUACUACGGAAACUACUAUGGAGGCCUGGGCUGUGGCUACAGAGGCCUGGGCUGUGGCUACGGAGGCCUGGGAUAUGGCUACGGUGGCCUGGGCUAUGGCUAUGGCAGCCUGGGCUAUGGCUAUGGUGGCCUGGGCUAUGGCUAUGGUGGCCUGGGCUGUGGCUAUGGCUCCUGCUAUGGCUGUGGCUUCCGCAGACUGGGUUGUGGCUAUGGAUAUGGUUCUGGCUACGGUUGUGGCUCUGGCUAUGGCUACUACUAUUAA